AUGGACAGCACGGUGAAGGGGCACUCCUCCUUACCCCAAGGUGUGGUCUCCUCUUCUGCGAGCUCCAGGUGGACAUCAGCCGAGACGCCGUACUCCUCCCUGAACGCAGCCAGCGCAGCCAGAGUAUCCACUAGGAAGAGGAAUUUCCCCAUUUCUGGCCGGCUUGGUAUAGCCCGGUUGAGGGGUUUGGCACUGUGGUAUUUGUCUUUGAGUAAACUGGUCACAUUGCCUGGUGCAUCAGGUGCUUUCUUGCGGCUUCUACUUGACCAGUUUCUUUUUUCUCCUCUAUUCAUUGGACUUUUCCUAUCUACGCUGGUAACUCUUGAGGGGAGGCCGUCGCAAGUGGUGCCAAAGCUUCAACAAGAGUGGUUCUCUGCUGUCCUUGCAAAUUGGCAAUUGUGGAUACCUUUUCAAUUUCUCAACUUCCGAUUUGUACCACAGCAAUUUCAGGUCCUUGCUGCUAAUGUUAUUGCUUUGGUAUGGAAUGUAAUUCUCUCGUACAAAGCUCACAAAGAGGUGCUCCCAAAAUAGGUAUUAACUUGGCAUGGAAAUUAUGAGAUUUUGGAGAGGUUUAGGAUCAAGAAAGAGGGGGAACAAAGUCAUUGGAUCAUUCAAGUAUAGAGUGUUCUUGCAAUCUUUUAAUGCUGUGGAUUUAUUAGAUAAUUACUAGUGUUUCAAGCCGAGAUGUCUCUUUUCCAAUUAAACAAAGUUUUAGCACUCUGUUUGGAUUGUGGAGGUUAAAAAAGAAAACAGAUGAUUGUGGUAACGUAUUUAGGUGAGAAACAAGAAGAAAUUAUGGUGUUUUCUCACUAUCAUGUUUGGAUGAGUAAGAAAACAAAAUAUGUGUUGUAGGAAUGUGGGUGAUGGGCGAUCUUGGUAUUAUAAAAGUUACACAACCAAUCAGCUAAUUUCUUAUCAAA
This is a messenger RNA of Camellia sinensis, 920 nucleotides long. The record is from RefSeq and is a predicted model, not a curated record. Lineage: Eukaryota; Viridiplantae; Streptophyta; Magnoliopsida; Ericales; Theaceae.